AUGAAUAAUCCAGUCGAUAAUCAUAUUGGUGGUGGUCCCGACCAAGAACAAGAGGCUGAAAAACAAAUUAUUGAAGAGUUUAAAAGUCUUAAGAAUGACGAAGCUCACGAACAUAUUCAGCAACGUAUAUUUGCCUUAAAACGUGGUGUAACCGUUGCAAAAUCAGCUUCAGAUUUUUUAGGAUCUGAUGUUCGCGAGUCUUUGAUUCCUUUAAUGCAAAAUGUAUUACGUGGAACUAUUAAAUCAAUGAAUGAUGGUUGUAAAGAGUGUAAUAUUUUAGAUGUCAUGCCUGGUAAAGGUACUCAAGUGGACUGGUUUCUUUCACCAGAAUUAGAAGGAAAUUUGGGGAAGCGGAAUAAUAAUUUGUAUUGUAUAGAGGCAAAUCCAGAUUUUAUAAAUCAUUUAAAAUUGGUAAAAGCUCAUGAGAAAAAGGUUAAAGAUUUUUAUCAGAGAUCUCUAGAUACAAAAAUCAAUUUUGACUAUUUCGACAGCAGUAAAGAUGAAGCACGUAAAAACAACUUUACAAAGAUUGCUAAAGCACGAGAAGAUUUAUUAUAUAAUGGAAAGAUCGUCAACGAAUUAAAAGCAGAUGAAAAAUCAUGUCCGAAAGUAGAAUCUCAUAAACUUUCUACAUUUUAUUAUGCUAAAACUUUGGCUGAAGUGGCUAUAAUGAGUUUGGAUGGCGGAUUUUUAAAGUAUAAUAAGAGCAAAUUUGAUAUUGAUCAUUUAAAAAAUUUGGUCAAUACGGUUAAGGAUGAAGCUAACAAAAAAAUUAGCAAGAACGAAAAGGGGCGUUUUGGAUUGUGUAAAGCCGAACGCG
Molecule: messenger RNA, 820 nt
Organism: Racocetra fulgida
Lineage: Eukaryota; Fungi; Glomeromycota; Glomeromycetes; Diversisporales; Gigasporaceae
Source: the annotation of a GenBank genome assembly